GGAUUAAAUUAAAAAAAUAAACAUCUCGCCUGUUUUUAAAAAAGUGUAUGUAAAAGAAAACCAAAGUGCAUUUAUUUCACGUUUCAUUUGUUCAGCACACAUGAACAAAUAUGAUACAUUGUGUUCGACUUGUACGGCGGUAAAGAGAGAGCAGGCACUCUAAUUAACCGGAGAAGAAGAAGAAGGUUACCCGAGAAGAAGGCUCACCCCGGAAGUCUAUGCAAGCGGGCUAUUUGAAAACGUAAACUCGUCUUUUCCUGCUCGCGUUUUCAACCCCUCAAACAUUUCCGUCAUGCCGAGCAAACUGCCGAGACUCAAGCAAAGAGUCAAAUCCAAGAUGAAGACUAACAUUAACGUGAGGCCGGCGUCGGAAGCAAUGAUGGAGCUCCUCGCUGUGCUUUUCCUCAACAAUUUGGCCCAAGAAGCAAAAGCCAAAGCGUUUGAGGAGAGAUCCGCAACGAUCCGGGCCCAUCACGUCAAAGCAGUCGCCAAGAGAGUGCUGAAAAAUGCCAGAGGAUGAAGACCAUGUUUUGAUGAUCAUCCUUUCGCCCACCGGGAAGUGCUUUAUUUUUUCCUGUCUAUCUAAUGUUGCUUCACUUUGAUUUUCUCAAUUCAAAUGAUCUGUUCCUUCCAUUUUUGCUUUCUUAACUUGGUGUAUACUGUAUUCCUAAUAAUAAAUCCACUGAAUAUUCUUCAAUGGCUGAACUCA
This is a messenger RNA of Hippocampus comes (tiger tail seahorse), 709 nucleotides long. Its product is annotated as centromere protein W-like. Gene Ontology annotation, biological process: chromosome segregation; mitotic cell cycle; kinetochore assembly. The transcript has 3 exons. The record is from RefSeq and is a predicted model, not a curated record. The coding region runs from base 293 to 520 and encodes 75 amino acids. Gene Ontology annotation, molecular function: protein heterodimerization activity; DNA binding. Gene Ontology annotation, cellular component: kinetochore; nucleoplasm. NCBI's taxonomy places the organism in Eukaryota, Metazoa, Chordata, Actinopteri, Syngnathiformes, Syngnathidae.